CGAGGUGAAUUGCAUCGUGAUUUCAUCCAAGCGCAGCUGCAAGACACACUGGAAUGGAAACAGGCUUUUUCUAUUUGCAAACGGUUGUUUCCGAGGCUUUUCCUCUCGCAGUCGUCCUCGUGCAGCACUUCAGUGUUUUCUGUCUCACCACAGGAGUUGGAUUUUAAUACUGUGAAGCCUCAUGGAAUCAGAUGCCGGACAGGUUUGGUCUCCAGCUGGAUUAAAAGCAUCCUUCAGUCAGAUGAGCGGCACGACAGACACUGAGAGCUGAGGUUGUGUCAGAAUAGCAGGCGAGGAUGAAACUAAAGCCCAGUAAAAGAGAUUCCCUCUGGGGGAGCCAUAGACAGAUGUGGAGCCCCUGGAGCCACUGACCUCAUGUCCGGAUGAUCUAUGGAUGAAGACCACCAGCCCUCAAGAGUCAAUCUUCCACUGCUGAGCAAUUCCACAUUGGCAGAUGCAAACAAAUGUUGCUCGGUAAUUGCUGAGUAUCAAUGGUCUGAACAUUCAGUUCCUAUGCUUGAUUUUCUCAGUUAGCUUCCUGUUACAAGAAAAACAACCUACCACAACAAUACUUAGCUUAGAGAACUCUGACCCACAAUCCAGCAAAUGCAUGCAAAGUUUCCGGGAAAGCCCAUGUAUACACACAUUACCUUCCAAUCGCAUGACCGUGGAAGAGGAAAGUUAUACCGUCUCAUCAAGAAUGCUGAGGUCGGGCAGGCGUGCGGUCUAACAGGAUCAAUACAACGCUGAUUUAUGAGCAAAUUUCUCUUCCAUUUAGUGUGGUGGGGAAGAAUCAUCUGCCAAGACCAGCAUUGUGAAACCAAGUUCCUUUGGUCCUAUAAGAGUUGAUUUCCAUUGCAAAGUAACCCUGCUCUAGACCUUUUUGGCUCUCUGUAUCAUUUAAGAAGACUCUUGCAAUGCAGUGUGAAUUAAACUGUCAGUCGGAAGCAAUUGGCUUUUUAAAAGAAUAAGAUCUUUUUACUCUGUUCCUGCUUCGUUUAUGACAUAUUGGAUAUGCAAAUGCCUUCAAAAUGCACAGAAUUGGGUUGAAAAAGCAGCACCUCCAACCAGCCAAGCUUGAUCCCGCUGAUUUAUAGCCCAAGUCGGACCAAGAACAAGGUUUUCACAGUUCGCUAUGGUUUUUCAAAAGUUGCUUUCCAUUGACACCUAAUCCUGAUCUGGAUCUUUUUUGAAACUUUGUAUCAUUUUACGCUAUUUCUUCAGAUUUACAAUCAGUUCAACCCUCGCAAAGCAGUAAAUCAACUGUCAGUUGGAAACAACUGCUUUUUUAGUAAAAUAAGUUAUUUUUACUUUAUUCCUGCAUCAGGUUUACAAACCAUUGGAAAUGUUAAUACCUUCAAAGUUAGCAGAACUGGGUUGAAAUGGCAGCCACUCCAACCAGCACAUUAAAGCUUGACCCUGUUGAUUAAUGGGCAGAUUUCUCUUUCAUUUAGUGCAUCAGUGAAGAACUAUCUUCCAAGACCAAGACUGUGAAACAGGUCCCUUUGGUUUUCAAGAGUGGUAUUUUUAUUGAAAAAGUUUGGUCUGGACUUUUUUUUGAAACUUUGUAAAAUUUAGAACUGUUCCUUCAGAUUUACAAUCAAUCAGAGAAGAAUCAUUUGCAGAGACCAAGAUCGUGAAACAGCUCUCUUCAGUCUUCAACAGUUGCAUUUCCUUUUCAAAGAAGACCUAGUGUAUAUAUAUAUACUUUUUUGGCCCUCUGUACCAUUUAACGCUUAUCCUUCAGAUUUCCAAUCAAUACAACCCUAGCAAAGCAGUGUGAAUCAAACUGUCAACUGGGAGCAAUUAGCUUUUUAGUAGAGUAAUUUCUUUUUACUUUGUUCCUGGGUCAAGUUUACAAAAUACUGGAAAUGCAAAUGCCUUCAAAGGGUUGAAAAACAACCGCUCCAACCAGUCCUACAAAGCUCGACCUGCAACUUCAAGAGUCCUUCAAACCCAAGUGCAACAGAGUGGACAACAUUGCUGUGAGUGAGUGCAUGCGGUGGUGGCCCUCAGCAUGGUGUUGCCACCACCGGACAAGCGGCAUGUGUGUCUUACCACCAUUGUCAUCAUGACCAGCAUGGCCUUCAUGGACGCCUACCUGGUGGAGCAGAAUCAGGGACCACGAAAGAUCGGCGUCUGCAUCAUUGUACUUGUUGGGGACAUCUGCUUUCUUAUCGUCCUUCGCUAUGUGGCAGUUUGGGUUGGAGCAGAAGUGCGGACGGCUCGACGAGGAUACGCCAUGAUCCUUUGGUUCCUCUAUAUCUUUGUGCUGGAGAUCAAACUUUACUUUGUCUUCCAGAACUGUAAAGCUGAUCGCAAGAGUCUGGAGACUGUCGCCCGGAAGGCUUUGACUUUAUUGUUAUCUAUUUGUGUGCCAGGCCUCUAUCUAGUUCUGGUGGCUCUGGACAGCAUGGAAUAUGUCCGUACCUUUCGGAGGAAAGAAGACAUGAGGGGUCGGCUUUUCUGGGUGGCUCUGGAUUUGCUGGACCUGCUGGAUAUGCAGGCAAAUCUUUGGGAGCCACAGCGGACUGGUUUGCCCAUUUGGGCGGAAGGUUUGAUGUUCUUCUACUGCUACAUUUUGCUUCUGAUUCUUCCCUGUGUGUCCCUGAGCGAGAUCAGCGUGCAAGGUGACCACGUGUCGCCCCAGAAGAUGAUGCUCUAUCCUCUUCUCAGUCUGGUCACCAUUAACAUCGUCACCAUCCUCAUACGUGGCGUCAACAUGGUGGUCUUCCAGGACAGCCGGGUUUCCACCAUCUUCGUUGGCAAGAAUGUGGUGGCCAUCGCGACCAAGGCAUGCACCUUUCUCGAGUACCGGAAACAGUCGCAUGAAUUCCCAAAUCGAGAGAACACAACCGGAAUUCCCAUGGAAGUCCAGCAGAACUCGGUGGGACAUGGACAAGCUCUUCCUAAUGCCACAAGCCUUCCACAUGAACCCACUUCAGCACGGGAGAUGAUGGAUACAUGACCAAGGAACCAAAAUGAAGGAUCUUGUUUGACUUGGAGCCAACAAUAAGCAUUCAAACCACCAGAUAAGAACUGAUUAACUGUUUUGGGGUCCAGCAUCAUGAAGUGCUGCAUCCUGUUGUGAACUGAAGUAAAUCAAGCAAAUAUGAGCUGUUGUAAAAAAUAAAAUAAAUAAAAACAAUGUUUUAUAAUUCGUUCACCACAGUUGGACGAACAACCACAAUGAACAACCAAGCUGUUUUCUUUCUGUACAGUAGCAAACGGACUGUGGUGCAAAAUACUUGUUUGAGAGACCAAACUGUUUCCAUCCACUUUUUUUGUGUGUGUGACUUCCUGUUGCUGAGGUGCAUCAGAUAUUUUCCUCUCUUGCAAGUAAUGAAUGCGGGAAUGGAAAAAGUGUGCAAUGAAUUUAUCAAUAAGGGAGCUAGUUAGGUCAGGUUGAUGUUUAGACCAAAUGUUGGGGAGUAGUCCUACAUGCCUGCAGUAUGUGUUUGCACUUGUGUAUUAUGAUGUGUUGACAUUUAAAGAAAUGAGAAUGAGAGGAAAAAGAAAGAAAUUUGUGUGCGAUGACCUUUAUGGAAUUGUUUAGGAAAAAGUCAGUGAAUGCACUACCACUUGGUUGGUAUAUUGAUUAUUAUUGCUAUCAUUGUUAUUAUAAUUAUUAUAUAUACCACUUGUGUAUUUGCUUUUUUACACUUUUGUUUGAGGAUUCAGUGGUAUUUAAUAAUAAAAAAUA
Molecule: messenger RNA, 3703 nt
Organism: Carassius auratus (goldfish)
Lineage: Eukaryota; Metazoa; Chordata; Actinopteri; Cypriniformes; Cyprinidae
Gene: tmem121ab
Product: transmembrane protein 121Ab
Exons: 2
Coding region: 2018-2968 (316 amino acids)
Source: RefSeq, a predicted model, not a curated record